This is a messenger RNA of Dicentrarchus labrax (European seabass), 7474 nucleotides long. RefSeq names its product urotensin-2 receptor (gene uts2r1). NCBI's taxonomy places the organism in Eukaryota, Metazoa, Chordata, Actinopteri, Moronidae. Gene Ontology annotation, biological process: blood vessel diameter maintenance; regulation of blood pressure; neuropeptide signaling pathway. Gene Ontology annotation, molecular function: urotensin II receptor activity. The coding region runs from base 675 to 1766 and encodes 363 amino acids. The transcript has 4 exons. The record is from RefSeq and is a predicted model, not a curated record. Gene Ontology annotation, cellular component: membrane.
CGUUCUCUCCCGUCUUCUCCCUCCCACUUCUGAGCGAGAGUGCCUAGCCAGCAGCACGCUCCUGUCUCUCUCACACUCACACUCUCCGUCUCUCUCUCCUCUCUCGCUCCCUCUCUCUCUCUUACUCUCUCUCAGUCAAAGGGGGGAUUCUCCGUAACCAGCUGUAUCUUAAUGUGAUCCUCUCUUCUCAUCACCAUUUCAUUGAUGUUCUCUCGUUUUUUGUUUUAUUUUCUCUUCUGAAUUAAAUUACUCUGCUGCCGGUGUCACAGCUGGCGUCCAAUGUUUGGAUGCUACCAAGGUGCACAAAACGUAGAGGGAAUGGAAGAGAACUUUUAAGGCUGCUACCAGUGGGUCUUUCUCUUGAAUAGACACGCUGGAUUGGUUCAUUUGCUGUUGAGAGACUAGUCAACAAUGGCAGGAUUUUUGUUGUAGUGGAUGACUCAUUUAGGUUAUUUUCCUCCCUUGAAACUGCUGGAUACAGAUUCUGUUUUUCUUUCUUUUGUUCCACCUGCAUGUUUCACCUCUCAGCUACUCUGUAGAAUCUUUUGGGACUUUUAUGGAGUGUGAAAUUUUUGCAGCAAGUGUGAAGUUUGGAUGAGCAAAGUGAUACGAAGCAUGGCUGAUGGAACUGCAGCUGAGUGUUGAACCCUUCUGUCCAGGGAGGCAGUCCAGAUAUGACCACAGUGUCCAUGGAGCCUGUGGGAGUCCUCGUGGAAAGGGGCGCCAAUGCCACCGACUCCCCUCUGAACACGCAUGAGGACACAGCCGCUACUUUUACCAUCGGCACCAUCCUCUCCAUCAUGUGCCUCGUUGGAGUCUCUGGGAACAUCUACACCCUGGUGGUCAUGUGCCACUCCAUGAGGACUGCAGCCUCUAUGUACAUCUACAUCAUAAACUUGGCUUUGGCAGAUCUGCUGUAUCUUCUUACCAUACCCUUUGUAGUCUGUACACACUUCCUAAAGGGAUGGUACUUUGGGGACGCAGGGUGUCGGAUUCUGAUCAGCAUGGACUUCCUGACCAUGCAUGCCAGCAUCUUCACGCUGACAAUCAUGAGCACAGAGCGCUACUUUGCUGUGCUCAAGCCACUUGACACAGUCAAGCGGUCUAAAAGUUACCGGAAGGCCAUCGCUCUGCUGGUCUGGGCUGCAUCUCUCAUCCUCACCCUACCGAUGAUCGUGAGCCUUCAGCUAAUGGCAGUGGGAAACAAGGCUAUGUGUCAGCCCACCUUGUCGCCACUCUCCUACAAAGUUUACAUCUCCUUCCUCUUCUGCACUAGCAUUGUCGCUCCAGGACUGAUCAUUGGCUAUCUCUACAUCCAGCUUGCACGCACUUAUUGGGUUUCACAGACGGAGACCUUCAAACAGACCAAGAAACUACCCAACCAAAAGGUGCUGUACCUGAUCUUCACCAUUGUGCUCCUCUUCUGGGCAUGCUUCCUGCCUUUCUGGAUAUGGCAACUUCUGGGUCAGUUCAAACCCUCACUUUCCCUGUCCACCAAAGCCAAACGCAACAUCAACUACCUGACCACGUGUCUGACGUAUUCCAACAGCUGCAUCAACCCUUUCCUGUACACUCUGCUCACCAAAAACUACAAGGAGUACCUGAGGAAGCACAAGCGGUCCUGGACAGCUGGCAGCUACUUCAACAGGAGGAGCCGCUUUCAGCGUUCGCCACGCAGGUCGCCAUCUUCCAGCAGUCAGCAGUGCACCGAGAGCUUUAUGCUCACGCACACAGCUUCCCUGCGAGCACACAACAGCAGUUUGUAAGAUAUGACUGGGCUGUUCUGGCUGGGGAAGAGGAAGAAAGGACAGAAAGAAUCCAUUGGGAGAUGACACAAACCGCAUCAGACCCUGAACUCCUCACCAACACAACUUUGAAAGAGGAUGAAAAAGAUCAAAGUUUCUUUUGUACCUGCAGUUCAAUCUGUGUGGACACAGUGGCAGUGUAUGAGCAGGAACUGAAUGAGAAGCUGGUUGCUGUUUGUGCAAAGUAGACGUCUGCAUUUAUUUGUCACUCCCAGAAUUUCCUGAGUCAUGAGGAGAAAAGACCAGUGUCUUACACAGCAGAACAGAGACCUUUCGACUUUUACUCUCCCUCUUUUAUGUUUACCCUCUGUCUCUCCCAUGGUGCAUUAUUUCGGCCUACAUGAGAAAGUGUCUUUGAAAACUGUAAUUUCUUGGUGACGGAGAGGAGUUGUGCACACAGAGACAACAGGAGAGUGAAGCUGUUGGGCAACAUUAUCGAACCAUCAGCGGUGUGUUUUACAAAAAAGGAAACUUGUAAUUCCAUUCAAGUUGACGUGAGAAAAAAAAGAGUCUGGCAUGUGACAUCUUAAAUCCACGACAGAUACAAAUGCAUGAAAGAGCUUCAGCUGUAGCAAGAGAACGCUUUUAGAGCACAUCUGGAAUGUUCGUGUUUUAACGGCAAGCCAGCGUUCAGACCGACUGCAGCACUGCUCCAUUCAUUCCCAUUCACCACGAAAACAACAAGUUGAACCUGACUCCACAUAAUGCGACAACUUCCAGGAAGAUACUGCGAUCAUAUUUGUGCAAAGGUACAUUUCUGGUAGAUUACUUUGUAGUGAGAAUUUUUCUGUUUACUUCACAGUCGUCGUGACAAAAGAUAUAGUAAUAUUUCUAGAGUUAUAAAAUCCUUUCUCAUGGUAUUAUAAAUCACUGUGCAGUGUUUUGCCGACUGUUUCUUAAAGUGCACUUUUCUGGAUUGCAUAACACAGUGCUGUUAUCGGUCUGAACGACUAGUAAUGCGGACGAUAUUAUGUGUUUUUCUUAUCAUCAACAAAUCCCAUGAAAAGACCAAAACCAACACUGAAUGGAUCCUGCUAACGAGUCCUCUGUGCUAUAGACCUCAAUUAUUGUCUAACUAGACUAAAGGGCCGUACACACCAAGAACGAUAACUAUAAAUAUAUCUUUUAAAAAAUCGAGUCCACACCACAACUAUAACGAUGACAGUGGUGAACAAUAUCGUUGGGAUCACUUUCAAACCAAUUGUAGGAAUAAUAUUGUAAUAUGAGACUGUACGUAGUUUAACUGCUUUAAGCUAAAUGCUAACGCCUGCAUGCUAACAUGCUCAUAAUGACGAGGCUAACAUGCUGAUGAUAACAUUUAAUAUUUAGUUUGACAUUUUAGGUCAACAUUUUAGCAUAAUAUAGAAAAAUUCGAUUGAUACCUUCAGUAGGAAGAUACAGUAAGGGCCACUGACAGGUUAGAAGAGUCAUAAAGUAUUCAGACGGACUAACAGCCUGUUGGUUUUGGUCAUUUCAGGGGAUUUCUUUUAUUUUACUUGAAUGAGAAAAAUAAGGAGAAACGGCAGCCCUAUGUGCAAAACAAGGUGGUCCUUUAAUCUGUGAAAACAUCAGAACCAUGCUUUAAACUUAAACUAAAAUAAAUUGUAAAAAGAAGAACUGCACAAUGCUAUCAGUCAUAACGAAACACAGAAAAGCCAAAAGUGCUUUUUAUGUGUAUUUUCUCAGAUGUAUAAAGCUCCUCUGAGGCCUCUAUUGCCAUCCUGGGCCAGUGGAACAUGUUAUGGCUUCAAUUCUGAUACAAGAAAGGAUACAAAGAGCGUGAGCACAGUUGCAGGUAGGAACCAAGCUGUUACAUCUCUAUUGAUUUCACUCCCAGAGCAGCAGGAGACAAGCUGCAAACAUUGCCUGGCUGGUGCAUAUUAAACCAAUCUAUCCUCUGAAGAAAUCUUGUACUUGGAUUUGGGAGGUUUUGCAUGCUGGAGCUUGAAACGUGGGAGGAAUUUACACAGAUCUCAGUGCGAGAUCUGAAGCAUAUUUUAGAUACUGGCUUUGUAUUCAUAUAGCCCACACUGUACACAUGAGAAAUCAACACUAGCCGUGUUAAUAUGCAUUUGAGUAAAGCCAGAUUUCAUACCCUGUGAUUGAGUCUCCGAUGUCAUAAAUAAUCCAAUUUACUGGCCAAGAUAGAACUGCCUUCCAGCCAAAAAGUAUUACAAGGUUUGGUUGCUUUCUGUCCUCUUUGACUGAGCUGUAGCUUAAAUGGAAUACAAAAAAAGGGAGUGAUAAUAAAAAUGGUGUAUAAUAGCACUGGGCCCUACUUUGCAUUUGAGUAAGUGACUGUUGGUGAUUUUAAAGCUUUUUGACUCUCCUCCUGCACUGUCACAUAUGUAAAACAAAACUUUACUUUCCACAUUUGUCAUUCAUGAGGAGGCUGGUCUCCUGUGCCAGGGGGCUUUUCAAAGUCGGAAAAAAUAAACUUCAUGAUUUCAUUAGGGUUGGGCCUGAAGACUUUACAUUCUUCUGGGAUUGGAAACUAGUUAACUAGUUAGGUUGAAUGAUAAAUGAUUCAAUCUUGCAAAUCUUCUCAUUAAAAAAGUGUUAUCAGACUAUACAGAUCAAAUUCUGAUAGUGAAAUGAGUCAUUUACCUGCUUUUUAACUUUUGCUAAGCUAGUGGCAAGGCUAACUUUCCAGUGUCUGUGCUAUAGUGUCAGGCUAUGGCUAUGUAGUAGAGACGUUGGUUUAAUAGGAGCUUUUAUAGGUUUGGUUGGUAACAAAAACAAAAAACAAAAAACAAAAGCUAUUGCAAUUCAAUUGUAAUAGCCGGGUUUCAACCAGUAGAGGAUAGUCGCUAUGCAUUUUUAUAGCAAAAUAUGUAGAAUUCAAAUACACUAAAAUGUCAAGAUUUGGACCUGAAUCAAUCAACAACACUAGUAUUACCCAUAUACAUAGGUUUUCAACUGGUUUUGGGGUUCAGUUACUCAUGUAAGAUUGUGAUUUUGGUUAAAUUUUAAUACAAAAUCUUAUGUCUUAAGUCACUGCUGACUGUUGAAUAAUGCUGUUUGAUUGCCUAUUUUGGUGGAAAACAAAGCAAAUGCGUUAUCAGUGAACAUUUCUGUCAGUAUCAACAUUUUUAUGACUUGUUAGGUAUGUUAAUUAACAGCAUUUUCUCAUUAGGUUACUAAAAAUUGUAAUUAGGUUUGCAUUACAAUUCCCUCAAAACGUAUUUGCUGUUGCAGAUUAAUGCUAUACAAACAUAAAUACUAGGAGACAAGGCUGCCUUUAAUAGAGCUUUUAAAUUCAAUGUUGCAGAAAAUUGUUGUAGAAUAUUGUAACAACCUGGAUUGCAUCGCUAAUAUACACAGUAUAUACAGUUUGUACCCCAAUUCAUUGAAUUCACUUCCGUUUAUCAGUCAGUUGAGGUUAGGAGGAGAGCAGGAGAGUUUCCGAAUCAGAGCAAAACGCUCAAAUUGUCGCGGGGUAAUAACAAAGCUUCACAAUCCUUUCAUUACAUUUUUUUUCAAUCGCCACAAUCAGCCAUCCUACAGUAUAUCCUACUCUUAAAACCCUCACUCUGGAUUACGCCACAUUGCCUCACUACUCCACUGUCAGCUGUCACUGAAGCCGGUCAUCAUUCAUCCACAAUCCAGAAGCAAAACCUAGAUCUCUGGACUGGACUGACUUAACUAUAAGUGAAAAAUUUAUUUUAUUUUAGGUUUUUUUUUUGUUUUGUUUUGUUUUUUCAGACUGAAUUCAGUUGAUCUUUUUUGAUCCAUGAACAGGACCUAAUUUCUUUUUUUUAUUAUUAUUAUUAUUUUCACUUUUUGGAAAUGAACUGAUCCUAGAAAAGAAAACCCAUAGUGGAAUUUUGAGUUUGGAUUAUCUCUGUUUUUGAUUAACUUUGGGACUGUGGGAUUUUGGGGUUUUUUUUGGUGAAAAUUUGAAAAAUAUAUCUUUGAUUUUUGACUCAAGAGGAUGUGUUUGUGUUCUUAAUUUCAUCCUUAUGGGCAGUUUGAUUUUAACCUUUUAAAAAACAAAAACACUACAAAACAAGAACGAUAAAAAACUUCUAGACUAUCUUAAAUGCAAGGAGAGAGACCUGGCUGGCACCUAUCUAAAUACCAUAUAAAAAUUAGAGACCCUAAGUCAAACUGUUACAUUAUGAGUACCUGAAUAACACCUUAAUAAUGGACCAAAAUCAGCACCUGUCUUCUGCAAUUGGUGACAAGCAGUUCUUACUGAAUUAUAAUAUUUUGGCAAAAGUUCUCUGGUGUGUUCCCCGGUUUGAUUCUGGCUUGCCAUCUUUGUUGCAUGCCAUGCCCCUCCCCUCUCCACCCUUAUUUCUUGUCUAUCGUGUCAUUAUAAACUAAACAAAAAGAAAAAAAACAAUUAAAAAAAUAAUAAAUAAAUAUGCUGUCACUGCUACAUUCUGAAAGUCAUUGCCUGCUUUUGUAAGAGAUGCCAUACCAUUUAAUCUCAAGUUUCUGGACACCUGAUGAAUGUGAGUCCAGUAUACUCUGAACACAAAGUAUAGAUCUGCAGCCCAAUAGGUCUGCAGCUGCUAGAUGUUGCUUCCGCUUUCUGCUACUUGUUGCUCAGCAGGUAGGGAUGUCUAUAAUUGUCAGAGCUUCUGGGCUGGAAAUGAUUGCCAGCACUUUAGCUGUGUAUUAAGACAGAACGAAAUGCAAAUUUUUGAGGUGGUGAAUUUGUAUAUGAAGUUGAUAGACAGGCACGAUUAGACGCAAAUCACGUGUAUGCACAAAUUGAUAAUGUUUCAUGUUUCAAUCCUGGGUCUUUAUGAAUCUGCUUCGUAAACACACUGACAAGAGGAAAAAGUAUGACAGACCAAUUACGGAGCCGGGGCACGGGAAGUGGGAGACUGCAGUGAAAUAACAGAAAGAAUGGGAGAUCAGUCAGAGGCUAUGUUAAACAUCAGUACAGUCAGUACACUGACUUUUUGGGGCAAAUAAACAGUCACGUGGUGAAAUUCAUGGCAUGAGUUGUUAAUUUGCUUUACUCUCUAUAUGAACAAACCUUAAUAUGGGAUGACUGAUGAGAGCUGUGAGACUGAAGCAUAGAGCUGCAAAGCUGGUUGUUGAUUCUCAGUGAGUUUGGCGCUCUAAGCUGAGCCCAAUGUUAUUACAGUUUUCAUAAAUCUUCAUAAAUGUAAUGUCAUUUAUGGUUGAAUUAAGACCCAAGUCUUGUCAGUCCAAUUCCAUUCAAGCCUUAAAAUAUUUACACCAGAUGCAGAUGAAGAAGGAAAAUCUAGUUUUUUUGACAGUAGCCAGUUUUCUCAUGAAUGUCUCACAAAGCACAGCCUGGUUAUUUCAGCCCCCUUAUAUGGUUUAUGGUAUUACACAUACAUGAACUUUGUGGGUUAACAACAGAUUUCUCCAUGCAUGUUAAUGUAGCUACUCGGACCGUCAGUGCUUAUCGCCGACCAUUCUUUGGUACAUGUGAUGUGAAAAUCUCCACCUGCUUAAUUAGACUUUGUUAUGAUAAAAUAAGGAAUCAGACACACAGUCCGAUCACAAGGGGUUUGUCUGCCCUUGGCUGAUGUUGUAUUUAUCUUUAAUUGUGUUCUCCCUGUGGGUGGCAGAAGACCUGGAGCUUCAGUGCAAACCAGAUGCUGUUAUUCUGUUAUUCUCAACUGACGAUGAGUGAUGUAAAUUAUGUGCACUCUUAUUAAAAAACUGUUUGACCUCUCUGA